Molecule: messenger RNA, 1326 nt
Organism: Verticillium dahliae VdLs.17
Lineage: Eukaryota; Fungi; Ascomycota; Sordariomycetes; Glomerellales; Plectosphaerellaceae
Product: ECM14 protein
Exons: 4
Coding region: 1-1326 (441 amino acids)
Biological process (GO): proteolysis
Molecular function (GO): zinc ion binding; metallocarboxypeptidase activity
Source: RefSeq, a predicted model, not a curated record
AUGAAGUUCCUCGGAGCAGCCCUCGCGUUCUCGGGCCUGGCCGCCGCCGUUGCCUCGGACCCCGUGGUCCGCGACACUAUUCCCGAAGCCAAGGUCACAUAUGACAACUAUCACAUCUACCGUAUCCGCGCCGAGUCGCCGCGCGACAUUGAAGACAUCGAAGCCCGUCUGGCGUCAUUCCACUCGGUCCACUCGGCUGACGCCCUUGAGGUCGCCAUCCCGCCGAACGAGGUCCGCUCGUUCGAGGGCAUGGGCUUCGACUACACCCUCCUGACGCGCGACAUGGGCAAGCAGAUCCGUGACGAGGCCGCCCACCCUGUCACGUACCGCCGGUCUCUCGACCGCCGCGGCGAGCUGCCCGACCUGUCGUGGUUCGACAGCUACCACUCGUACGCCGAGCACCUGGAGUACUGGGACGACCUCGUCGCGGCGUUCCCCGAGAACAGCGAAAAGUUCACGCUGGGGCCAUCGUAUGAGGGGCGUGACAUUCACGCCUUCCACCUCUGGGGCGGCGAGGGCAAGAAAGGCGACAAGCCCGUCAUUCUCUGGCACGGUACUGUCCACGCCCGUGAGUGGAUUAGCACCAUGGUUGUUGAGUAUCUCACGUACCAGCUCAUCGACGGAUACAAGAACGGCGACAAAAACGUGACCUCUUUCUUCGACGACUACGAGUUUUGGAUCAUUCCCUUCCACAACCCCGACGGGUUCGCCUACACGCAAACGACCAACCGCCUGUGGCGCAAGAACCGCCAGCCGCGCCGCAACACGACCUGCAUCGGCACCGACAACAACCGCAACUGGAACUACCAGUGGUACUUUGAGCCCGCCGAGGGCUCCGUCUCCCCCGACCCCUGCUCCGAGUCCUUCAAGGGCCGCUGCCCCGGCGACACGCCCGAGAACGUCGCCGUCUCGGCCCUCUCCCGCAAGCUCGCCGAGGGCCCCCACGGCAUCCGCUCCUACAUCGACUGGCACUCCUACUCGCAGCUCAUCCUCACCCCCUGGGGCUGGUCCUGCGACGCCGCCGACCUGCCCGCGACGCUGCCGCGCAUGCGCGAGGUCGGCCAGGGCACCGCCGCCGCCAUCAAGGCCUCGAGCGGCCGCAACUACACCGUCGGUCCCGCCUGCGAGGUCCUCUACUUCUCGACCGGCACCGGCCGUGAUUUCCACCACGGCGCCGCCGAUGCGAGCCACUCGUGGACGCUGGAGCUGCCGCCUGCGAACGCUCGUGAUGGCGGCUUCAUUCUGCCCCCUGCGCAGAUCUGGCCUACUGUCAAAGAGCAGUGGGCCGGGCAGCUCUACCUGCUGAACGAAGUCCGCAAGGACUGA